This is a messenger RNA of Tetrahymena thermophila SB210, 1206 nucleotides long. RefSeq names its product transmembrane protein, putative. The record is from RefSeq and is a predicted model, not a curated record. The transcript has a single exon. Lineage: Eukaryota; Ciliophora; Oligohymenophorea; Hymenostomatida; Tetrahymenidae.
AUGGUAAAAAAUAAUGAAAAAAUAAUAGAUAAGUUAUCUUAAUUAGAAAUGAUAAAACAAAACAUUUACUAAGAGGCUAAGUAAAAUGAAAAAUAAGAAAAUUAGUUGGUUAAAGAAAAUAGCAAUCAAAUGAUUCUAACUUUAAAAAAAUUUUCAAAUUUUCAACUUGAAAAGAAAUAAAUCAUAAAUGCAUCAAGCUUUGAAAAUAAAGAUUGCGAGAUGUAGAAUUUCAAUGAAUUAGAAAAAAUUAAAAAUUUUGGUAGUAAAUAGUAAGAUAGAAACACUAAAUCAUUGAACUCUAAAACCAGCUAUGAAACAAAAUAAAUGACUCCAAUGAGUUAACAAUAUAUUUAAAACCCAUAGCCAGCAGAUGACAAAUAAUCUCACUUAUAUUUGGAUAUUUAUUCAAUUAAAUAUGAUGGUUAAUAAGAAAAUAACGGCGAAGUUGAGGUACAUUCAAAAUAAGUGAGCUUAAAAAAUUUAUUUAAUAACAAAACUCCUUUAAAUAAUCAAAAAAUUCUUAUUGAAAGUUAAAAAGAAUAACAUUUGAAUUCGAAAUAAACACUUUUAAUAUAAAAAUAGCUUGAUAAUUAUCAAAAUUAGCAAUAAUCUAAUAAAGUUUGUAAAUCAUAGUAACAAUAAUUAUAAAGUACCAUUUAAAAUAAAUUAGAGGAUUCAACUCAAUAAAAUAUCUUACUAAAUGAUGAAAAUAUGUUAUAAAAAAAUAAGAGCAAAUAGGAUUAAAAAAAACAAUAAAAAGAAGAAGAAGAAAAGCUCAAAUUGUAAAAAGCAAAAGAAAAGCUAGAUGAAUAUUUAAAAUUAGAAAGUUCGGUGAAAGGAAUCAUUGCUUUUCACAUAUUUCUCUCAACUUUCAUUAUUUAUGACCAAAAAUUUUCUCGUGCAAUAAGAUUUAUAAUUUACUAUAAUAAAAUGGUAUGGCUUUUGGCAUUAAAUUCAGUCUAUAGAGUAAAUAUUAGCUUAGUUUAAAUAAUUAUUCUGAGUAUUACAUCAACUAUUGUCCUGCUUAUUGUAACUACAAUACUUAUAGCUUUGCUUUCAAAAAAAAAGUUAAAAAUCAUCGGCUUAGUAAUUACUUUUCUAUUUUUACUAUUUUGUUAUUAUAGUAUUUUUAUUUAUUUCAGAAUUGAAUCCUAAGUAAGCUAAUAUUUGGAUAGGCUCUUAUUUUUUAACUCUAUUUAUUAAUGA